Messenger RNA from Phascolarctos cinereus (koala), 4373 nucleotides. The record is from RefSeq and is a predicted model, not a curated record. NCBI's taxonomy places the organism in Eukaryota, Metazoa, Chordata, Mammalia, Diprotodontia, Phascolarctidae.
GUCCAGGGGAAGAAGAAGCUUCUGCUCUCUCAGGAACUCAAUGGAGAAUCCAGAUAGUCCAGACUCCAUAGAUUUGGAGUCCAAGAUCAUGACCAAGAAUGAGCCAGAGGAGGACUCUCCCCAUAGAGUGAAGAUUGAAAGACUCAACAUUGUUGAUGAUUACUCCUCUAUUUGUGGGGAAUGGGGUGAAAGUGAGAGCCAGGUAAAAAGUGAGGAAGUAAAACAGGAGAGUGAUGUAAGAAAAAUCACCAAAGGCCAGAAGAUUCAAACUAGAGACAAAUGUUAUAACUAUAAGGAAUGUGGGAAAGUCUUCCCUCCAUAUGCAAACUUUUCUGAACAUCAGAAAGUCCAUGCUCUUGAGAAGGCUUAUAAGUGUAAUCAAUGUGGGCAAACAUUUACUCACAAGUCAAGACUUAUUCGACACCAGAGAAUUCAUUCUAGAAAGAAGUGCUAUAAAGGUAAUGACUGUGGGAAAGCCUUUAGUCAGACCUUAACCCAUGCUUCACAUCAGAUGAUUCAUACUGAAGAGAAACCAUAUAAAUGUAGUGAAUGUGGGAGAUCCUGUCCCAAAAACUCAAUUCUUAUUAGGCACCAGAGAAUUCAUACUGGAGAGAAGCCUUAUAAAUGUCAGGAGUGUGGGAAAGCCUUUACUGAGGUGUCAAAACUUAAUAUACAUCAGAGGAUUCAUACUGGAGAGAAGCCUUAUGAGUGUAAUGAUUGUGGGAAAGCCUUCAAUAGAAGUUCAUCCCUUGUUAGGCAUCAGAAAAUUCAUACUGGAGAGAAGCCCUAUAAAUGUGACAAGUGUGAAAAAGCCUUUACUGAGAGCUCAAACCUUAUUUUACAUCAGAUGGUUCAUACUGGAGAGAAGCCUUAUACAUGUAAUCAAUGUGGGGAAGCCUACACUAAAAACUCAAACCUUGUUAGGCACAAGAGAAUUCAUACUGGAGAGAAGCCUUAUAAAUGUGAGGAGUGUGGGAAAGCUUUCACUGAGAUGUCAAAACUUACAACACAUCAGAAGAUUCAUAGUGGAGAGAAACCUUAUAUAUGUAAUAAAUGUGGGAAAGCCUUUACUGGAAAUUCAAACCUUUCAAAACACCAGAAAAUUCAUUCUGGAGAGAAGCCUUAUAAAUGUGCUGAAUGUGGGAAAGCCUUCAGUCAGAGCUCAGUGCUUUAUAGGCAUAUGUUGAUUCAUACCGGAGAAAAGCCUUAUAAAUGUAAUGAAUGUGGGAAAGCAUUCACUCAGUACUCAACCCUUUUCAAACAUGAGAGAAUUCAUACUGGAGAGAAGCCUUAUAAGUGUAAUGAAUGUGGGAAAGCUUAUACUCGAAACUCAACCCUUUUCACUCACCAGAGGAUUCAUACUGGAGAGAAGCCUUAUAAAUGUGAAGAAUGUGGGAAAUCCUUCAAUGAAAGCUCUACUCUUACUGUACAUCAGAUGAUUCAUACUGGGGAGAAGCCUUAUACAUGUAACGAAUGUGGGCUAUCCUUCACUAAAAACUCAUUCCUUGUCAGGCACAAGAGAAUUCAUACUGGAGAGAAGCCUUAUACUUGUGAGGAGUGUGGGAAAGCCUUCACUGAGAUGUCAAAACUUAAAAUGCACCAGAAGAUUCAUAGUGGAGAGAAACCUUAUAAGUGUAAUAAAUGUGGAAAAGCCUUCACUGAGAACUCACGCCUUUUGAAACACCAGAGGAUUCAUACUGGAGAGAAGCCUUAUAAAUGUAAUGAGUGUGGGAAAGCCUUCAGUCAGAGCUCAAUGCUUAUUAGGCAUAUGAUGACUCAUACUGGAGAGAAGCCUUACAAAUGUAGUGAAUGUGGGAAAUCCUUCACUCAAAAGUCAAGCCUUUUCAUCCACCAGAGAAUCCAUACUGGAGAGAAUCCUUAUAAGUGUAAGGAAUGUGGGAAAGCCUUCCGUAGAACCUCAGCACUUAAUAAACACCAGAGAGUUCAUACUGAAGACAAGCUUUAUAAAUGUAACGAGGAAACCAAUAUGGCAGAAGAGAGGCAGCCACCCAAAUGGAACUCUCCCAACAUUCCCCUCAAAAAACCUUUACCACAAGGACUAGUGCUCCUUGUAGAUCCUUAUUACUGCCCUCCUCCAACUUGCUCUGAAAAUAGCAGCAUGAAGAAGGCUGAAGCUGGGGACUGUGCCUCCCUACCUCUGAAUUUGGAAUCCAAGAUCAAGACUGAGAAUGAGCCAGAGGAGGGAUCUUCCCAUGGAGUGAAGAUUGAAAGACUUGGCAGUGUGAAUGAUUACUCCUCUCUUUGUGGGAAAUGGGGUGAAAGUGAGAGCCAGAUUCAUGACAACUUAAGACUUAUUCAACAUCAGAAGGUUCAUGCUGGAAAGAAACGUUAUAAAUGUGAGGAAUGUGGGAAAGCCUUCUUUGAGAUUUCAAAACUUCAUAUACAUCAGAAGAUUCAUACUGGAGAGAAGCCUUAUAAGUGUAAUGAGUGUGGGAAAGCCUUCACUCAAAAUGCUACCCUUUUCAAACACCAGAGGAUUCAUACUGGAGAGAAACCAUAUAAAUGUAAUGAGUGUGGGAAAGCCUUCACUCAAAAAUCAACCUUAUCCAACCACCAGAGGAUUCAUACUGGAGAGAAGCCUUAUAAAUGUGAUGAGUGUGGGAUAGCCUUCAGUCAGAGGUCAACCCGGAUUAAACACCAGAGGAUUCAUACUGGAGAGAAACCUUAUAAAUGUAAUACAUGUGGGAAAGCCUUUGUGGAGAGAUCAAACCUUAUUCAACAUCAGAAGAUUCAUACUGGAGAGAAGCCUUAUAAAUGUAAUACUUGUGGGAAAGCCUUUAAUCAAAACUCAACCCUUUUCAACCACCAGAGAAUUCAUACUGGAGAGAAGCGGUAUAAAUGUGAGCAAUGUGGGAAAGCCUUUAGUCAGAGCUCAACCCUUAUUUCCCAUCAGAUGAUUCAUACUGGAGAAAAGCCUUAUACAUGUAGUGAAUGUGGGAAAGCCUUUCGUAAAAACUCAACACUAAAUGAGCACCAGAAAAUUCAUACUGAAGAGAAACCUUCUAAAAAUGAGAAAUGUGAGAAAGUCUGCAGUCAGAGCUCAACCCCUUCACAUAAAAAAUCUCAUAAUAGAAAGAAGCCUUAUAAAUGUAGUCACUGUGGGAAGGCCUUUCCUAAAAACUCAAUACUUGUUAAACACCAGAGAAUUCAUACUGGAGAGAAGCCUUAUGAAUGUAAUAAAUGUGAGAAAGCCUUCACUCAGAGCUCCACCCUUAUUAAACACCAGAGAGUUCACACUGAAGAGAAGCCUUACCAAUGUAACGAAUGUGGGAAGGCUUUCAAUCAAAAAUCCAACAUGAUACGCCAUCAGAGGACACACACUGGAGAGAAGCCUUACAAAUGCCGUGAAUGUGGGAAAGCCUUUAUGAGAAAGGUCCUCCUGAUCUUACACAAAAGGAAACAUAAUGGAGAGAAUGUGGAAAAGUAAAGGGUGUGGAAAAGCAUCUACUGAAUAGUUAAACCUUAUUGUACGUCUGGAGAUUCACCCUGGAUAGAGACCUUAUUAGUAUAAUGAAAACCUCCAUUCUGAGCUCAGCCUUUAAGGACAUUAUGUAAUUCAUACUGGAGAGAAGAAAGCCUAAAAAAUAUGGGGAUGCCUUCUUUUGCUUUUAAAUAGGAAAGGAUUCUUCUUGGAAAAUACCCACCCCCUUUAAAUGUAAUGAAUUUGGGAAAGUAUCCUAUGGCUGAUAUAUCAGAAAUGGAAGAAUGCAAAAUCAUUUGUUGCUUACAGUGGCCAAUUACUGGAUUAAGUCUUGGUAUAUAAAUAGUAAGAAAAGAUAGUCCAAUUAGAGCUGCCUCAAAGUGUUAUGGGGGAGGAGAUGUAACUGUGGGUAUUAGGACAAGUUUGGCGGUCACCUGUUAGGGAUGCUAGGCAUGGAUGGAAGGCAUUCUUGUCAGAAAUUGUUUGGAAUAAAUGUCUCUGAGGUAUCUCCUAUCUAGCUGUGAAAGCUCUUUCAACGUCCCCUAACUUUUCCUAGAAAUAGCAUCUCAUCUUUUUAAUACCAGUAGUCUAUUAGUAUUGUAUGGUCAUGAAAUUUGGAACACUAUAGUUUCCAAAGAAUUGAACACGGAUGUUACCUAGAAGAAGAAGAAGUGUGUAUUGUAUUGGAGCAAGUAAAUAUGAGCUGUCAGUCUGGAAACACAGAUGAACUGUUUGCAUUCUUUUGUGCAAAGAUGACUCAAUCCCCUCAGAAUUCUGUCAUCACACAUCAUCCAGGGAAUCUAAUGACACAGAGGUCAUGGGAGUAGUGAUUUCAUCUUCUGAUGAUCUUAAAUGAAGAAUAGAGCAGAUAGGUAGCACAGUGGAUACAGUGCUGGGCCUGGAGGCAGGAAGGCUCAUCUUCCAGAGUUCA